Molecule: messenger RNA, 1449 nt
Organism: Drosophila novamexicana
Lineage: Eukaryota; Metazoa; Arthropoda; Insecta; Diptera; Drosophilidae
Gene: Ant2
Product: ADP,ATP carrier protein
Exons: 5
Coding region: 187-1107 (306 amino acids)
Biological process (GO): mitochondrial ADP transmembrane transport; mitochondrial ATP transmembrane transport
Cellular component (GO): mitochondrial inner membrane
Molecular function (GO): ATP:ADP antiporter activity
Source: RefSeq, a predicted model, not a curated record
UUCAUCGCCAAGUGGGAAAUUCUAUUUCUGCAAAAGAAGUUUUUAUUCUGUGACUUUUGUAAGAAGUUUAAUAACUGAAGAGCUAGCGCAGAUCAAACGGAACACACAACGCACAAGCGCCGAAGUUGAAACCAAAAGGAAAAGAGAAGGAAAACUCGUAAGAGAAGUCACAACAAAGUCGACAGAAUGGGCGAUGAAGGUGGCGGCAUGAGAGCUGGGGGCGAUCUCAAGUCCUUCUUAAUUGAUUUCAUGAUGGGCGGCGUAUCGGCCGCCAUUGCCAAGACCGCGGUGGCGCCCAUCGAGCGCGUCAAACUGAUCCUUCAGGUGCAGGAGGUAUCCAAACAGAUAGCACAGGAUCAACGCUACAAGGGUAUUGUGGAUUGUUUUGUGCGCAUACCACGCGAACAGGGAUUUGCAUCGUUAUGGCGCGGCAAUUUGGCCAAUGUGAUACGUUAUUUUCCAACACAGGCUCUUAAUUUUGCCUUCAAGGAUGUGUACAAGUCGGUAUUUUUAGGUGGCGUCGAUAAAAAGAAACAAUUUUGGCGCCACUUCAUGGGCAAUUUGGCUUCUGGUGGCGCUGCCGGCGCCACUUCUUUGUGCUUUGUGUAUCCGCUGGACUUUGCUCGUACUCGUUUGGCCGCAGAUGUUGGCAAGGGAGGUCAGCGCGAGUUCAAUGGAUUGAUCGACUGCCUCCGAAAGGUGGUGAAAUCGGAUGGACUGAUUGGACUGUAUCGCGGCUUUAUUGUGUCCGUACAGGGCAUUAUUAUCUAUCGUGCCGCAUACUUUGGUUUCUACGAUACGUGUCGCGAUCAUUUGCCAAAUCCGAAGAAUACACCCUUCUAUGUCAGCUGGGGUAUCGCCCAGGUGGUUACCACCAUAGCUGGCAUCGCAUCCUAUCCGUUCGAUACGGUCCGUCGUCGCAUGAUGAUGCAGUCGGGCCUCAAGAAAUCGGAGAUGGUCUAUAAAAAUACCGCCCACUGCUGGUUAGUGAUUGCCAAGCAGGAGGGACCCGCUGCCUUUUUCAAGGGCGCCUUUUCCAAUAUUAUUCGCGGCACUGGCGGCGCCCUUGUUCUGGCUAUUUAUGAUGAAUUCAAGAAGUACGUAUAAAUUAAUAAACACCGCUCCCCACCCAACCCCCCGGCCUCGCCCCCACCACCGCCAACGUCCCGGCUACUGUCCAUUGUCUCCCGUCGCAGAACACGGAGCUGGUGGAUGUUCCCGAAAUAGCCCAUCAAUAUAUAAUAGAUCAACAAACAUUGGAAUUAUCUCGAGAAACAGACUCAAAUCAAACGCUUAUCGAAAUACAUGAACGUGUGAACUGUUACCAACAACUCGACAGUGGAUCCAUGUUAUUUUCGGACUUUUCUUUAUCGUUUUUGUUCUUGUGAUGGCUAUUUCAGAAAUUUACCAUAAAUUGACAGUGAAUUAAAGGAUAUUAAAAUUAAAUUA